Molecule: messenger RNA, 516 nt
Organism: Vicia faba (fava bean)
Lineage: Eukaryota; Viridiplantae; Streptophyta; Magnoliopsida; Fabales; Fabaceae
Source: the annotation of a GenBank genome assembly
AUGCCACUAGACUUUCACCUAUACAUGUUUUUGCACUUUACUCAGUUGAACUCACAAGUUGAACUCACAGGACGUGCGGCUACAGUCGUCGUUGCUCAUAUAGAGAAUCUUAAUAGCCAACCCGGAGCACAAAAUCUUACAAGAACCCAGGAAGAGCUAGAAAACAUUAAGAACACCUUUGAAGAAUUUGGAUAUGCACAUGAUGCUAUCAAAGUUCAAACCUUAAAUGUCGUGUCAGCCUAUGCAACCGUUCACGAGGACAUAUAUAACACGGCUAAUGAAAAGCGCACAAGCUUGAUUAUCCUUCCAUUCCACAAACAACUAAGUUCAGAAGGAGUACUUGAAACAACCAAUGCCACAUACAAAGAUAUAAACAUGAAUGUGAUGCAAAGUGCACCUUGCUCUGUGGGAAUCUAUGUUGACUGUGAUCUUGGGUCAUUACCGAAAAUGAACUUUCAUAUUCUUAUGAUUUUUGUUGGAGGUCUUGACGACCGUGAAGCGUUAGUUGUUGUAUAG